AUGUAUAACGGCAAUGAACAAAAACGAAAAGCGCCCAUACUAGAGACCGUCCCUUCGGGGUUGCCGAUAUCGCGACUCUUCGACGUGAUGAAAAAGAUACCAAAUUCGACAGAGGGCGGCCGUGCAUCGUGGGUGCCCACGGCCCGUAGCGACGGAGGGUCCCGGCGCGAGGAGGGACAUCUAAGAGUCGGCGUGGCUGAGAGGGUAAACCUGCGAAACUCGAAUGAACGAAGGAGAGAUUCAUCGUCAUCCGAGGCGUCGCAUUCGCGAUCUGAUGGGCGUCAGUCCCUUAAUCGGCUCGCGGGCAUCACAGGCCCGGAGGCGGCGACGUCCGCGGACGGCGCGCACUUCUCUCUAGUAAUUACAUCGGACCGUUCGACGUCGGCCGAAGCGCCGUUCGGGAGUCGAGUCGUUCCUUCUCAAACGGGAACGAUGGACCGUGACGGUGGCACGACUGACGUUAGGACGGUGAAGAAGAAGACGAAUCGCGCACGCGCACCUAGCGAGUGCCGGCCCCGACGCAAGACAACGUCGUCAUCGAGGUCCUGCCGUUGUGCGGAAUCGGUGCGGGAGUCUGUUGCGCCAGCCGUGCUGUCUCGGACCGUGCGCGUAUCAGUCGGCGAU
Messenger RNA from Iphiclides podalirius (scarce swallowtail), 624 nucleotides. The record is from the annotation of a GenBank genome assembly. Lineage: Eukaryota; Metazoa; Arthropoda; Insecta; Lepidoptera; Papilionidae.